GGUAUUUAUACGAUUUAUUUUUAGUUACUUGUAAAUUAUACUUUAUGAUUGAAAUUAGUUUUCCUUUAAAUAAUGAUUUUAACGAAUUUUGCGUUUCUUUAUACUUCAAUUCAGGAGCGUCCUGAAUUAAAGCUAUCCUCUCAUGAGAGGAAGGUCCACAGUUUAGGCAAGCCUGUCCCUGCCAUUGAGGGACUUAUUGCUGAUACAGGACUAAGUCCUCUGUUCGCGUGUUCGGUAGACACCGGCGAUCGAGGACUUUUGUCUGCCUUUGUGGAGCGGUGGCACCGGGAGACGUCUAAUUUCCAUCUCCCGGUGGGAGAGCUCACCAUCACGCUGGAUGAUGUCUCCUCGCUUCUCCAUCUGUCCAUGAUUGGAGAUUUACACGCCUUUCAGCCCUUGCACGUGGACAAUGCGGUUCAGAUGCUGGUCGACUUGUUGAUGGUCUCUACAGAGUUUGCCAGGGCUGAGACAGCCCAGUGUCGUCGACCGUACGUAUGCCUGCAAUGGGUACGUGAUAUAUAUGAGCGCCGAUGCCAGACAGGUCAUUGGACAGCUGCGGCUCGCACAUAUCUUCUCCAUCUUCUGGGUUGCACUUUGUUUGCUAACAAUAGUGCAACCAAUGUGCAUGUUGUCUACUUGGAGGCCCUUCGUGACCUCAGUAUGACAGAGAGGUACGCCUGGGGAGUGGCUGCUCUGGUUCAUAUGUACGACCAGCUGAACGAUGUAUCUAUGAGCCACCGUCGACAGCUUAGCGGUUAUAUCACACUGCUGCAGUGCUGGAUUUACGAGCACUUUCCCUCUAUCGCGGAGUCCAUCGCUGAUCAGGACUACGACGAGGCUUUCCCGCGUGCGUGCAGGUGGAUUGCGACGAAGAAAACCGUGAAGAGCAUUCACACGCCGUCGUACAGGGAGCGCCUGGACCGACUCCGGAUUCCGGAUGUCUGUUGGAUCCCUUAUGAGGAGCUUGGAGAGGUCCGAGACUUCCACGUUAGAUCAUGCUAUUCCAGUCUCUUGCACUGGGGGCCUGUUGCUGUCCGCAGACCAUUCCUGCUCCUCCUGUCGAUUCAUGGGUCUCAUAUGAUGAUAUACACGACAGGUGGAUGCACUACGAGGAUCAUAUCGUACCAGCAGGUGAGGUGUGCGUUGUGCCAGGGGCGUGUUCCAGUGACUACAUGGACUGGUUCUUCCGCAUCUCCCAUUCUUUCAUGACACCAGGCCACGCAUUAGAUCCUCUGCCUCAUGGUCAUGCCCCGCAGCCCCGAGUCGUCCCUCAGGCCCCAUAGACGAAUAUCCCUCACGUGCCGGAGCUAGGAGCAUCGUCCACAUCUGCGGAGGAGCCUAGACAUGCAGUGGAAGUUUGUGAUGACAUUACUAAGAGGUUGGAGCGCCAUCUGAGUCUAGGGGUGGUCACGCUUGGCUCAUCGACACAUGAGGUGAUCGAAGAAUGCCUCAGAUUGAUCAAGAGUGUGACACAGGACCAUCUAGUAUACAUUAGGUGUAGACACAGGAGGCGCACUGAUCAGGCAUAGUUUAUGUACAUAUUUUAUAUUGAUAUUCCAUGUAUAUACAAAUAUUGUACAUGAACUCAUUU
Glycine soja is the source of this 1591-nucleotide messenger RNA. RefSeq names its product protein MAIN-LIKE 1-like. The record is from RefSeq and is a predicted model, not a curated record. Gene Ontology annotation, biological process: meristem development; meristem maintenance. NCBI's taxonomy places the organism in Eukaryota, Viridiplantae, Streptophyta, Magnoliopsida, Fabales, Fabaceae. The coding region runs from base 73 to 1209 and encodes 378 amino acids. The transcript is spliced from 3 exons.